AUGAUGGCGCUCUUCUCGGCGAUCAAGCCGACCACGUCGGACACGGUGCAGCUGAUCGCGACACCCGGCAGUCCAACUGGCGAGUUCACUCAGAUCUCCGGCGGGUUAGUCAAACCCUCGAGCAUCAUCGUUGCUGGCAUGGAUAUCACGGCGUGGCAGAUCGUGGAGGUGAACGUCCCUGCAGGCCCGCUCGGUAUCUUGCUCGAUGGAAGCUGCGCCGAUGCCGCGUUGCUGGACGACUUCGCUCCGGUGGCGCGUGAAGGCACUCCCGGCGCUGUGGAAGCGAGUGGCAAAGUUCCUCACGGCAGCGUACUGGUCGGGAUGGACAAGACGGACUUCAUGCAAGAGCCGAGGAAGACGCUCGCUGAGAUUGGCACCAUCCUGCGAGAAGCUGCGCACCUCAAACGACAACUGCGCUUCCGCGUGCCGCCGCAGAACUACCAAAAGAUGGCACUAAGCACUCCCCAGAGUCCUGAACAGGAUGACAAGGCUCAACUGCUUCUCGGUCCCACCAGUAGCUCAACAAGUCUCGUGGAAGGCAGUGACAACAAAAAGUCUGCUGGGGAGUGGUCAAGCUGGAUGUGGAGUGGCCUACGCGCUGCGACAGCCUUAGCUACGCCUCGCACAGCAACCCCGGAAGGUCAGACGACGUCGCCUACAGCUGAAUCAACUGCUGCAAUGCCGACCGUGCCUGCGGUGGCCAAGUCAACGGGUAGAUCUCCGUCGUUCGUGCGCGUGACAGGCAUGGAGGAUCGUGCGCUGGAGUCCGACACGCAUCCGUUCGUUCCAAGCGCAUCCGACAAAGUCGUGAGCGUGGAGGUUCCAGCAGGUUCGCUUGGUCUACACCUUGAUGGCUCGGUGGCGAAUCGUGCCGUGGUGUUGGGCUUCAUCCCUCUGCCUGACGGUUCUCGUGGUGCGCUGGAGAGGAACGGCAGCGUGCCUUCGGGUGCUGAGAUCGUGGAAAUCAACGGAGAAGACGUCUCACACGAGUCGCUGGCAGGCAUUCGAGAGCGCCUGGGCCGUCUGAGUAGCGAGCCUCGACGAUUGAGCUUCCGUCUACCACCCCCAGUGAAGCUGACAGUGCAGCCACCGCCAACUACUGCAACGCCAGCACCCGCACCGGUGUCGCGGUCACCAAGUCGCAGAAUCUCGGCUGUCAGCUUGCAGCGGAUGAGCCUGGCCUCGGCUUCCGAGCCCACGUACUCGGAAGACAUCGAGCUGCGUCGACGUCUGGAGCUGAAGCUGGUGAUGACCUACGACCGGAAGGAGCUCAAGUUCAAAGAGUGCUGGUUUGCAGUGCACGCCGACUGGAUGAACCGCUGGGCGCUGUUCGUGGGGAAGGGCGGCCCCUUGCCGGGUCCGAUCACGAACCACGAGCUGCUGCAGCCUGGCUGGGACACGGCCAGUGAAGACCCCAAUCGGGCGGCUUUUGUUCGGUCGGGACUUGAGAUCAUGAAGGACUUCCGGCUCGUGACGCCGAUGGUUUGGAGCCUGUUUGUCGCGCUGCACGGCGAAGGAGACGCCCCUCCCAUCGCAAGAUUCACGCUCGAUAUCAACUCGGAAGCGCCCGACAAUAUCAAUGAAGUGCUCCACGACGCCAAAGCGCAGGCAGGGGGCCUGACCAACAGCCUUCGCGAGAAGUGCCAAGUGCUCAACAAGUAA
This is a messenger RNA of Phytophthora sojae, 1662 nucleotides long. RefSeq lists its product as hypothetical. Gene Ontology annotation, molecular function: cysteine-type deubiquitinase activity. The record is from RefSeq and is a predicted model, not a curated record. The transcript has a single exon. NCBI's taxonomy places the organism in Eukaryota, Oomycota, Peronosporomycetes, Peronosporales, Peronosporaceae. Bases 1 to 1662 code for a protein of 553 amino acids.